AUGAGCUUGAGACUGAGUUUAAAAGUGUGCUCGAGCCUAGCUGAGCCUGGACCUGGGCUUGGUCCUGAACCUGAGCUUGCGCUUGAGCCUGAGUCUGAGUCUGAGUCUGAGUCUGAGUCUGAGUUUGAGUCUGAGUCUGAGCCUAAGCCUAAGCCUAAGCCUAAGCCUAAGCCUAAGCCUAAGCCUAAGCCUAAGCCUAAGCCUAAGCCUAAGCCUAAGCCUGAGCCUGAGCCUGAACUUGAACCUACGCAUCAGUUUGAGCCUGAGCUUGAGCCUGAGCUUCAGCGUAAGCCUGAGCCUGCGCUUGAGCCUGAGUAUAAGCUUAAGCCUGAGGCUAAGCCGAACCUGGGCUUGAGACUCUGCCUAAGCCAAAGAAUACGCCCAAUUCAAAGCUUAAGCCUAAGCUUGUCUCUGAGUCUGAAUCUGAAACUGAUUUUGAGCCUAAGAAAAAGUGCAAGGCUAAGCCUAAGCCCAGGGCUUAGUUUUAACCAUAGUCUGUAA
This is a messenger RNA of Bursaphelenchus okinawaensis, 501 nucleotides long. The record is from the annotation of a GenBank genome assembly. Lineage: Eukaryota; Metazoa; Nematoda; Chromadorea; Rhabditida; Aphelenchoididae.